ACAGUAUCUCGUGGCCAGAGGAAAACUUUAUUUCAAGUGUCACCUAACAAAACGAAAGAUUUAUUAAAAAAUUCUAGUGUUAUUAAGCUGAUUCUCAGCUCCAAAAUUUUCAAAAUGUCCUAUUAUUUGAUUAUCUUUUCAAUUAUUUCUAUUUUUUCUACUGCUAGUGCUGCUUUCUCUUGCCCAAAAGACGAUGGCCAAUUUGAAGAUCCAGUUCAAUGCGAUAAAUACUACGAAUGUGAAGAUGGUGUUGCAACAGAAAAAUACUGUCCUGAUGGCUUGGUAUUUGAUCCUUUCAAUCGCAAAAUAAAUAAAUGUGAUCACAUAUUCAACGUCGAUUGUAAAGAUCGCUUGGAAUUACAACCACCACAGCCAAAAGGAAAUUGCCCGAGAAGAAAUGGAUUUUUCGCUCACCCAGAUCCUUCAGUUUGCAAUAUUUUCUACAAUUGCAUUGAUGGUGAGGCUAUUGAAGUUAAAUGUACGACUGGAUUACACUUUGAUGAAUUCAGUGGCACUUGUGUAUGGCCGGACUCUGCUGCUCGUGAGGGCUGUAUUGAUCCAGCGAAAAAAUUAAAGGAUGGUUUUGAAUGUCCAAAAGAACGUCAAACAGACACAAGAGGUAUGCUUGUUGAUCAUCCUAAAUAUCCUCAUCCUAGCGACUGUCAAAAAUUCUAUGUUUGUUUGAAUGGAGUGACACCACGUGAACAAGGUUGUAAUGAAGGUACUGUGUAUAACAGUAUCGAACAAAAAUGUGAUGAUCCACGAAAUGUUAAAGAAUGUGAGGAUUGGUACCAAGAUAAGUCGGGAGAAGCUUAAAGACUUCCGAAGUUUUCAUCUGUCCCGCAUCGGGAUCUAAACUGCGUUGUGUUUCCAUCAUCAGUAAAACUCUGAUUACAACGCAAAAAUUAAUUAUUAAUUUGUAAAUGUUCUUAUUUUUAAUAAAACUGUUUGCUAACUUUAAAAUAAAAAUGAUAUUGAGAGAGAAA
Molecule: messenger RNA, 986 nt
Organism: Chelonus insularis
Lineage: Eukaryota; Metazoa; Arthropoda; Insecta; Hymenoptera; Braconidae
Product: protein obstructor-E-like
Exons: 5
Coding region: 115-816 (233 amino acids)
Cellular component (GO): extracellular region
Molecular function (GO): chitin binding
Source: RefSeq, a predicted model, not a curated record